Messenger RNA from Aureobasidium musti, 1778 nucleotides. Lineage: Eukaryota; Fungi; Ascomycota; Dothideomycetes; Dothideales; Saccotheciaceae. The record is from the annotation of a GenBank genome assembly.
UAUCGAUGGACGACGAGUUCGCUCGUGAAGUCCUCCGACUUGCCGAAGGCCAAACGGUCGAAGCCUUCGAGGAAGACCUGAGGAGUCAAGCUCAAAACUUGGACAUCGAUAUUGCUCUUCUCGAAAGCACUCUGAAGUCGAGGGAAUCAAAAGCGACUUCGAGUUUGACAAGCUCGACACACCCACGACGAUCCAUAUCCACCGGCUCCCAGGGUUCACACUCCACAGACUUCACGGAUGCGUCUCGCGUCUCUAGAGAAUGUCCCAAUGCCAGGACUCGACCUACUCGUGGGCGACGCAGUUCCGCCACAUCAACGUCAAUAAAAGAUUACGAUGCGAUAGUCAACCAUGCUAGAUUCGACUUCCGCCGUUCAUCGUUCAACUUCGCGACUUCGCCCAUCAUCUCGCCAUCUCCUUCGACAUUUUCGCUAUCGUCCGUGUGGUCUCGGUCAAGGGAGUCGUCUCCAAAAAGACACAUCAUCACAAGAGGAUUAAGCAGGCUGAGGUUGAGAAGAACUGACUCGGGAGAUUCGACCAGAGAAAAAGACGGAUCCCGACACCGCCGCACGUUGCACACACUAUCCUGUGGCCAUCGCUACUGCACCCUCGCGCUACGCAAGAUAAUCAAGGACUCGCUAAACGAUGAGAACAUACCACCUACAUGUUGCAAACGCCCGAUACCAGGCAGCUUGGUCGCCAGCGUGAUGAGUCAAGAAGAGCAGGACGCAUUGAUGAAUAUGCUAGUCGCUUGGGACGACGAGGCGACCACAACACCACCUACAAUUCAUGAAUCCGAAGUCACAUCACACCCGACGUCGUUCCCAAAAUCACGAUCGCAAUCUAGAUCACCAGUUUUCGGAGCUGAGCAAGUUCAGAACGUGGAAGAGAAAAGAAAGAAUCUGGAAAAGGCAAUGGAAAUACCCGACUUCAAGCAUCUCAGACAGGAACAAGAACGGCAGCGAGACAGUCUGGUCGCUUGGGUUGGUAGAAAGAGACAAGGCAUAAUUGACGGUUAUGCGGUGCGCAAGUUACAGCUACUACCAUACUUCGACCGCCAAAAGGACCAGCUCUCAGAAAAGCAGAGCGCGGCAAUCGCUCGCAUAGAGGACAAGCAUGUACUCGACGAACACGAGAUGCGCGAAGGACAUGAGGUCGAGACGCGGAAUAACGCAAUUGCUCUGAAACACAUGGAAGCAUACUGUCGCGGAGAGACAACAAGCGGUGAUCGACAUGAGAGGACCAUUACCGAUCAGGAUCUCGCCGAACUCACAAAAGCAAGACGAGCACGCGACCAGAUGGAAGCGAAACAUAGCGGUGCCAUCAGCGUGCUAAGAGGCGAGCAAAGCAGACGCAUCAAUCAACGCCUAGUCAAGCAAGAGGAAGAGUUAGCAGAACUGGAGGCUCGCCAACUCAAGGAGAUUGAAAGUUUACAACGCGAAUGCGACGACAUGGUACGCGACUGGGACGACGAAACACAAAAGAGACGUGUGAAGCUCGAAACGUGGUGGAACAUACAAGUGGAAAUCUGGCGGAAGAAACUUGAGCGGGAUACUGGCAUUCAUUUCUCCGGAGAGCUACCAUUGAUCCCAUGGCCAUCGACUGAUGUCGUCGAGAAUAAUAGAAGAAGAGAUCCGACCAAGAGACAUACCAUCGCAGUAUCUCCAGCUCCCGGAUUGCAGCCGGACGAGAGUCGCGGACCUCGCAGCAUCAGUCCUGCUCGUAAGCCACACCGCAUCAGCACUGCCUUCACCAUUAGAAGUGGAAUGAUUGGCAAAGUU